Messenger RNA from Chenopodium quinoa (quinoa), 1660 nucleotides. RefSeq names its product palmitoyl-acyl carrier protein thioesterase, chloroplastic-like. Gene Ontology annotation, molecular function: fatty acyl-[ACP] hydrolase activity; acyl carrier activity. The coding region runs from base 273 to 1424 and encodes 383 amino acids. Lineage: Eukaryota; Viridiplantae; Streptophyta; Magnoliopsida; Caryophyllales; Amaranthaceae. The transcript is spliced from 6 exons. The record is from RefSeq and is a predicted model, not a curated record. Gene Ontology annotation, biological process: fatty acid biosynthetic process.
ACUUAUUAAAUUCGUUCAACUUUAUUAAACAACCGCAUUACAAUGUGUUAAAUUGUCUUUCUUGUCUUAAUUAUUUUCAUUAACAUCUUUAAUACACUUUGACAAGAUUUAAUUAUUUUCCCACCAAUAUUUGAAUAUUUUUAUCCUCUCAAAAACGCAAAAAUCCAUACAUCUCCCGUCUUUUUUGCGCUCAUGGUACUACAAUUUUUCAUAACCCAAAAAAAGUAAAAAAUAAAAAACUUUCUUUCAACACAAAUUAAGGCACCAAAAAUAUGACAACUUCAGCUAAAAGCACAAGCUUUGAUUAUGUAAAAUCUCAACUUUUCCAUUCAAGAAAGAAAAAUAUUGAAGUUGUGAGUAAUUUUUCUCCUAGUGUAAAUGGGUUCAAUAAGAAUUGUUUUGAUGGCUCGAAAUCGUUUCGAUUGUACAACAGGAUUCAUCCGAAUAUAGAUGUCGUGGUAAAUGGAAAAAAGAUCAAUGGUAGUGCUAGUGUUGGUGAAACAUCAUACGUUGGGUUGAAGAAAUGUGAAGUGAUAAAGUAUAAAGAGGAGGAUUUAGCACAAACAUGUAUGUUGGGAAAAUUUGUGGAAGGAAGGUUUGUUUAUAAGCAAACUUUUAUAAUUAGAUCUUAUGAAAUUGGUCCAGAUAAGACUGCUACUAUGGAAACAUUGAUGAAUUUGUUACAGGAAACAGCUUUAAAUCAUGUAACAAGCUCUGGACUAGCUGGAAACGGGUUUGGUGCAACACGAGAGAUGAGUCUUAGGAAACUCAUUUGGGUUGUGACCCGUGUACAUGUCCAAGUUAACAAAUAUAGCUCAUGGGGAGAUGUAGUUGAAAUCGAUACAUGGGUUGAUGCAGCAGGCAAAAAUGGAAUGCGUAGAGAUUGGAUUAUUCGAGACUAUAGAACUCAAAAUGUCAUAACUCGAGCAACAAGUACAUGGGUGACCAUGAACAGAGAAACAAGGAGAUUAUCAAAAAUCCCAGAUGAAGUUCGACAGGAAGUCGAACCCUUUUAUUUAAAUCGAUAUGUAUUUGCAAAUGGAGAUGAUGAUCCUGAUAAAAUCAACAAACUCACUGAUGACACAGCUGAUAUUAUUCAAUCUGGCUUAGCUCCUAGAUGGAACGAUAUGGAUGCUAACCAGCACGUAAACAACGUCAAGUACAUUGGCUGGAUUUUGGAGAGUGUACCAUUGAAUGUGUUGCAAGAUUACGACAUGACAAGCAUGACACUAGAAUAUCGACGUGAAUGUAGGCAAGCCAACGUACUUGAAUCCUUGACUACCAUGAAAAAUGCUGAUCCUUUAACUACCAUUACCAAAGAUAUUGAAAGCACUCAUCUUCUUCGUAUGCAAGAUGAUAGAGCUGAGAUCGUUCGAGCUAGAACAAAAUGGCUUCCCAAAAAUAUGAUAGAUCAACAACCUUGAAAUUUAAAUUUGAUUACAAUGAAGAUGCAUUCUAUUUCUUAUUAUUUUAAUUGGUUUCCCUUGGAUUUUAGAUUAGGUUAUUUGUAUGAACGGAUCCAUGAUCAUAGUAAGGAGACAGAUUUUAAACAAUUCAAACACUAUUAUGUUAACUUCAAUUCAUCUGUAAUAUAAUGUUUUUUGUGAUAGUAUUGAGAAGAGUCCUUAAAUAUAUCAUAAAACAGCAUGAUUUUAAGCUA